This is a messenger RNA of Ochlerotatus camptorhynchus, 1966 nucleotides long. RefSeq lists its product as uncharacterized. Gene Ontology annotation, cellular component: neuron projection membrane. Bases 603 to 1643 code for a protein of 346 amino acids. Lineage: Eukaryota; Metazoa; Arthropoda; Insecta; Diptera; Culicidae. Gene Ontology annotation, biological process: synapse organization. The record is from RefSeq and is a predicted model, not a curated record. The transcript is spliced from 8 exons.
GGAAAUAAACGAGUAUUGGCAAAACUCGUGAAAAGUUGUCUCAUACAUUUUAUCUGGAAGUGCAAAUCGUUCGCCUUCGAAGCUCGGGAAAAAUUUCCGGAGCUGACAAAUUAGAUUUGUGCUGCAAAACUGUCAACGUCGCUUCAACGGUUUACCAGCAAGUGGAUACCCAGUUUUGUGUAAUAGGAUAACCGUCAGCAGCCUUUACUCGUGCGCUACCAGGAAAACCAGAACAAAAAAUAAAACAGAAAAGUUUCUGUUCAGGCCAGAUGUGUAACCGAAAUGGAAUGGAACAAACUAACACAACCAAGAAGAGAGUGGCAAGGAUAAAAUUAAAAUGAUAAUACGGCUGGCGUUAGCCAUUGUGCUCAGAAAAACAGAAACAGUAGAUUGUGUUCGUAAUCCAGCUUCUGGUUCAAGAUGAAAAAAUGCAAAAGGAGUGUCAUGAAGAGUAUAAUCGUAUUUUAUAAUCCAAACACGUUUAGUGAGCUAUGUCGAAAUUAGAGUGUUCUGUGAAAGUGAAACAAUCAAGGCAAAGUGAUAACAAGUAAAAGUCUACAGCCAGAAAACCCGGGAAGGAAGAAAACCUCAAAGAUUAAAUUAUGAUAAACACUGUUUACAUUUUGGGUUUAUCGAGAAAUUUGAAUCACCUAUUUCGAAGCUGGAUCAUUGUGUUGUACUUUCUCCAAGGGUGUCCGUUGCUGCAUACCGGAAUGAUAUCGUUCAAAGACAACAGUGACAUGAUUUUUCGGACAGCAUUUUUUCUGCUAUCUCCACACGUUCCAGGCGAAAAAGAGAGCAGCAAAGACAAUAGUGAUAAUCAAAAUAGCUUAGGUAACAGUGAUAGUGCUGAGAUAGAUUCCAGUGCGUUUGAUUUUGCCAGUGAGAGUGAAGAUUUGCUAAAGUAUUAUAAAACACCUAUGCAGUUCGGUACAGAAAACUCCACGGUGGUGACGUCCCAGGUGGGAUCGACAGCUCAUAUACCUUGCAGAAUACACCACAUAGGAGAAGGCGUGGUUUCAUGGAUCAGGAGAAAGGACUAUCAUCUACUAACGGUCGGGUUGACGACUUACAGCAGCGACGAGCGAUUUAGUGCCACACAUCUGCAAAACUCCGAGGAUUGGACGUUGCAGAUAAAAUUCGUUCAGGACCGGGACGCCGGAUGGUACGAGUGCCAGGUUUCAACACAUCCACCGACGUCGAUCUUCCUAGAGCUACGGGUAGUGGAAGCACGUGCGGAGAUAGUCGGACCACAAGUAAAGUACUUGACACCUGAUUCAACGCUGAAAUUAAUAUGCCGGGUUGUACAGAGCACCGAAGCGUCUGCGUUCAUAUUCUGGUAUCAUAAUAAUCGAAUGAUAAACUACGAUGUCGAUAGAGGCAUUAAUGUCUCGACUGAAGCAGAUUUUCACUAUUCGGAACUCAGCAUCAACCAUGCUGGAAAGGAACACUCUGGAAAUUAUACUUGUGUCCCAAGCAACUCACAACCAGCCAGUGUCGUUGUACAUAUAUUCAAAGGCGACCAUCCAGCUGCAAUGUAUCACGAGCACCGCAGCUCUUCCACAAUCCCAUACCGAGAUCCGAGACUGUACGGAUUGGUGCUACUCAUUGAAAUUCUGUUCUAUUCAACGAUGCUCUUUUGAAAACUCGUACCAGGCCUUUUAUUUGCAGAUUAAGGGAGAAAAUCAUGUUCGUACCAUCAAUCGGUUGUUGUUAAGGAUAAAGUUCCGAGAGUUGUUCAGGAAAAGUUUUUAUUUUGCGAAUUUGUCGAGAGAAGGAAAAUCUGGAAUAUUAAAACGACAACUUUUGGUUCAUUGGGCUCGAUAAAAAUAAUGAUGAUGAGUGCUUUCGUUAUCCCACUUUUUGACAACUAACACAAAAGUUGAGUUUUAUAUUCAACCAAUUUAGUAUCAAGCAGAGCGUUUUGGGAGUUUAUACGACGUUUCGUACGUGUUAUUUUGUUGUA